Molecule: messenger RNA, 1038 nt
Organism: Capronia coronata CBS 617.96
Lineage: Eukaryota; Fungi; Ascomycota; Eurotiomycetes; Chaetothyriales; Herpotrichiellaceae
Exons: 3
Coding region: 1-1038 (345 amino acids)
Source: RefSeq, a predicted model, not a curated record
AUGGCUCCGGCCCUGUCAACAAUCAAGACUAUUCCUGUCUAUCUCUUCACUAUCUCCCCUCGCUCGUCGAUUUUGUUGGGCCGCGGAUUGCUUCAUACUACGUCUUCUACUGCGUCCCCAUUGCCCUUCACCUCCCUUCGACACACCCUCCUGCGACAACAGCCUCUUCGCAAUCUCACCGGCCUCCGGUCCUCCUCCUCGUCCUUACGCACAAGUGCUCUGCAAAGCCAGGCCCGACAGUCAAGAGUGAAGCAGAAUAGCUUUUGGAAUCAAUAUUCCACAGUUGUCGUUCACAGUAGAGGAAAGGCUCGGUUUCGAAGAACAAUCAGCUUUUUGAUCAUCAGCACCUUGUCCUUCUUUGUCGGAGGCUAUUACGCGCUCACCUACGCUCCUCCUAUUCUCACGCCGCUCAUCAUGGGUUCCAUGCCCACCGACGUCGAGACACUCUCCCUCUACGAACCUCCCGAUGACUUCUCGCGCGAGGUGGACGAACAUAUCAGAAAUUGUGCUCUGGCACAGUCGCUACGAGCAAACCCGGAUUUCAAAGAAUCGAGACCGCACCUCAAAUUUCCCCCGGGAGUCCGACAACACAACCUGACCGCGGGGACUCUGGCCGGGCCUGGCAUGCUCGUGGUGCCGCCCUACAAUUUCAACGAGAAGGAUGGUGAAUCUAUGGUGCAGAUCUUCUAUGUUGGUGGCGACAUCUGCGGUCACCCGGGCAUUGUGCACGGUGGAUUCCUGGCGACAAUGCUGGACGAAGGACUGGCGCGAUGUGUGUUCCCAGCCUUGCCCAACAAGGUCGGCGUCACCGCGAACUUGGAGAUCAACUAUCUCAAGCCGACAAUGGCAGGCCAGUUCCUGGUCUUGAGGGCAAAGACCACCAAGGUGGACGGGCGCAAGGCUUGGGCUGAGGGAUGGAUUGAGAACCUCGACGUUCCUGAAGGAGAAGAACCGAGCAAGUUUGUGCAAGCCAAGGCUCUGUUUAUUGAGCCCAAACAUGCGAAGGUGUUACAGUCACUGUACAAGGUCACCGAAUAG